UUGAGGGUCUCCAGGGGGCUCGGGAUGACGCUAGACACCAACGUCUGCCUUCCACACAGAUUUCCAUGGGCUGUAGAGGCAGCUUAAGUCGCCAGCUCACACACAGGCACUUACAACUAAUUUAGGCAUCAAUAUGAAGCCUGCUCCAGGCUUGACUCUGUUUUCUGUCCCAGCACCCAGCUGAAUACAAGCUGGCAGGCCAUAUGGACACGGCGAGCUCACUGCAGGAGCUUUCCAAACCCACCAAACUGAAGAAGAUGUGGCUGAAGAUCUCUGGAGGGGAUUUUCCCCAGCAUCUUAAGCACAGCAACAACUGGAGCCAUCAGGAGAGGUUAAAGAGGCAGCUAGAAAAUCCACCACCGAAGAAAGCACCUAAAGCCAUCAUUUCUGGGGAAGGAUGCAAAGAAGAGAAGGGAUGCGAAGUCCAGCAGAAAAUCCCUGUAGGGGAGAGGAAGAAUACGUGUGGGGAGUGCGGUCAAAGCUUCAGCCGAAACUCCUACCUUAUUAGACACCAGCGAACCCACACUGGGGAAAAGCCGUACCAGUGCCAGGAGUGCGGGAAAAGCUUCAACCUGAGCUCGAACCUCGUGACCCACCAGCGGACUCACACAGGGGAGAGGCCUUACAAAUGCUUGGAGUGCGGGAAGAGCUUCAUCCAGAGCUCAGACCUGCUUUCCCAUCAGAGGCUGCACACAGGGGAGAGGCCCUAUGAAUGCCUGGAGUGUGGGAAGAGCUUCAUCCAGAGUUCGCACCUGAUUCGGCACCGGCGGCUGCACGUGGGCGAACGCCCUUACCCCUGCUUGGACUGCGGGAAGAGCUUUUUCCAGCGGUCCCACCUCCUGCGUCAUCAGAAGCUGCACGCCGGGGGCAGGCCCCACGCAUGCGCCGACUGCGGGGCCAGUUUCCUGCAGGCCUCCCAGCUCCACACCCACCAGCGAGUCCACCUGGGAGAAAAACCCUACCGAUGCCCCGACUGUGGGAAGAGCUUCAACAGAACUUCGCAUCUCGUCGUCCACCAGCGCACACACACGGGCGAGAAACCCUACAAAUGCCUGGACUGUGGGAAGAGGUUCAGCGUCAACUCCAACCUCAUCACUCACCAGCGGAUCCACACCGGAGAGAGGCCUUACAAAUGCCCUGGCUGCGGGAAAAGCUUCAGCCGAAGUUCCCAUCUGAUUAAGCAUCAGAGACUCCACGCUGGGGAAGAACCUUGAACACAUCUGUGAGGUUCUUCCUGAGCGUUGGAAGAAACUACUGAGGGAACAGAAUCAGCCAGGUUUCAGUGUCUGCUGGAGCUCAGCUCUCAGGAAAGCAGCACGUGAGUUGAACUUGGCUUGGGAAGAUUCGUACCAGGGGAGCGAGGUCUUAGCGCAGAAAAUCCUUAACAGGAUCCUGCCUGCCACACAUGCGCAUCUCCGGUCGAUGCUUUCACUUGUAGGGGGAGCAAAUCUCUUCCAGAAGCUCCCUCUGCCUGGCUGAUGUUCCCCCUGCUCUUCUCAAAAGUGGCUGUCUGUCUGCGGAGAGAUCUGGGGGUAGCCAGCAGUGGGGGCCAGCAAGGGUCAGUGAUGCGAAACCCAAAAAAGCUGUCUGAUGUUCACGGAAUCAAAAGUAGAGGCUGGUGAAAACCAGGAGUGUUGCAAGUUUGGAGACCACAACGGAAGUGGCGAGGGUAAAGAAAAGCAACAGAGACGCACCCGCCCUAUCCUACUCAGCUCGCUGUGCUGAAGGCAGAGCCCCUGCAAGCGAGUUCUCAGCUACUUCAGAAAGCAGCUGGUGGACUUCUCCCCUGCCAGGCUUUGAGUAUUUGUGGAUUUCUCUCUCCCUGUAAAUCAAGAAGAUGGACAUUGAAGCAGGGUUUGAUGACUUGGAAGAGGAGAAGGAGGAGGGUAAAAUUACUUGAGUCACUUGGAAGCCGAGAGGUGCUUGUCUUGGUGCCAUCAUGGCUAGGACUGUGAAGGAAGAUGGGUUUUUGCUAUUUACUGUAGGGAAGAAAAAAAAA
Messenger RNA from Rhea pennata, 1999 nucleotides. RefSeq names its product zinc finger protein OZF-like. Gene Ontology annotation, biological process: regulation of transcription by RNA polymerase II. The record is from RefSeq and is a predicted model, not a curated record. Lineage: Eukaryota; Metazoa; Chordata; Aves; Rheiformes; Rheidae. The transcript is spliced from 2 exons. The coding region runs from base 204 to 1214 and encodes 336 amino acids. Gene Ontology annotation, molecular function: RNA polymerase II cis-regulatory region sequence-specific DNA binding; DNA-binding transcription factor activity.